This is a messenger RNA of Cyprinus carpio (common carp), 2266 nucleotides long. Its product is annotated as E3 ubiquitin-protein ligase TRIM16-like. The record is from RefSeq and is a predicted model, not a curated record. Lineage: Eukaryota; Metazoa; Chordata; Actinopteri; Cypriniformes; Cyprinidae. Gene Ontology annotation, molecular function: zinc ion binding; protein binding.
UUAGUGUUGAUCAGAUGAGCCUACGGGAAGCAUAAAGUGUCCGACUUCACAGCCUCUGCAUCGACUAGAAGACUCUUCUCACAGAUCGACGGGUCAUUUGUCCUUCAUUCAACUAGCGAGUCAAAAAAAUAAAGAUAAAAAACCCAACUAAACGCACGCUGGAAUCAAAGCCGCAGAACGCGCUGUUUGUGGUGAUUUCUCCAGGAACAGUGAAAUGGCAGAACCCAGUAUCUCAUGCGCUGAGGAUCAGUUCAGAUGUUCAGUCUGUCUGGAUCUGCUGAAGCAUCCAGUGACGAUUCCCUGUGGACACACUUACUGUAAGAGAUGCAUCUCAGGUUGCUGGGAUCAAGAGGAUUGGAAGGGAAUCUACAGCUGUCCUCAGUGCAGACAGACCUUCGGUCCAAGACCAGUUUUAUAUAAGAAUGUGCUGAUUGCUGAAAUGGUGGAGAAACUGAAGAAGACAAGGAUUAAAGCUACUUUUCCUGUGGUUCAUCACACUGGAUCUGGAGAUGUUCAGUGUGACUCCUGCACUGAAAUUAAACAGGAAGCAGUGAAAUCGUGUCUGGAGUGUCGGAGCUCUUACUGUCAAACUCACCUUGAACAGCAUGAGAAUCUCUUCAGAGAUCAAAAACACAAUCUAUUGGCUGCCACUGGACGCCUGCAGGAGAAGAUCUGCCCUCAACAUGAUAAAAUGCUGGAAAUGUACUGCCGUACUGACCAGUGCUGUAUCUGUAUGAUGUGUUUGGUGGAUAAACACAAAAACCAUGACACUGUAUCAACUGCAGCAGCGAGAACAGAGAAACAGAGACAUUUUGAUGAAACACUGAUAAAAAUACAGAAGAUAACCCAGCAGAGGCAGAUAAAGCUGAGAAAGGCUGUGGCAUUUCAUAAGCGCUCUGUACAGACAGCAGUAGAGGACAGUGAGAGGAUCUUCACUGAACUCAUCCGCUCCAUUGAGAAACGUCACUCUGAGGUGAAGCAGCUGAUCAGAGAUCAGGAAAGAGCUGCAAUGAAUCGAGCUGAAAGACGACUGGAGCGACUGGAGCAGGAGAUCGAUGAGCUAAGGUGGAGAGAUGCUGAGAUGAAGCAGCUUGCAAAGACUAAUAAUCAUGUUCAUUUCCUUCAGAGUUUUGCGUCUGUCUCUCUCCCUGGAUAUACAGAUGACUUCACUGUCAGUUCUGAUCUCUCUUUGGAUGCUGUAGUGAAAAUUGAGUUUCAACUCAGAGAUGAACUGCAGCAGUUCUCCAGAGAGACUUUAGACAACAUAUCUGGAAGAGUGAAAUCCAUCCAGGUCAUUGGCACGCCUGAAUAUCAGACCAGAAAGGAGUUUCUUCUAUAUUCCUGUCAGUUGACUCUGGAUCUGAACUCAGUGAAUUAUUUCCUUCAUCUGUCUGAGGGAAACACGGUGAUUACUGUUGCUGACACAAAUCAACAUUAUCCUGACCAUCCAGACAGAUUUGAUCAUUGGUGGCAGGCGUUGUGUAGAGAGAGUGUGACUGGACGCAGUUACUGGGAGGUGGAGUGGAGCAGCAGAGAGCCAUCAGGAGUGGAUAUAGGAGUAACAUAUGAGAACAUCAGCAGGAAGGGCAAUAAUCCUGAGAGUGUAGCUGGGUGUAAUGAUCAGUCCUGGAGACUGUACUGCACUCCUUUCUGUUACUCAUACUGGCACAAUAACAUAGAGUCUGUCCUUCCUGUAGUAAAUAUUUCCAGUAGAGUAGGAGUGUAUGUGGAUCACAGCGCAGGGAUUUUGUCCUUCUACAGCAUCUCGGACACAAUGAGCCUCAUCCACAGAGUCCAGACCACAUUCACUCAGCCGCUCUAUGCUGUGUUUGGACUGGAUAGUAACUCAAGGGUGAAACUGUGUCAUCUGGCCUAUUAGAUCUACAGAUUGUUUUGUCAUAUCACAUGAUGAAUCAGUAUCGAUAAAAAAUAUCAUGCAAUAUCUUUUCUAAUCAGAAAUACUGCUUACAAUUAUAGUUUAAUAUAAUUGCUUUAAUAAUAGAGUAAAACUUCUCAUCAGAUAAAUGUAAUAAUGGAUGUAUGUAAGAGAGCUGAUAAAGAAUGUUGAUAAAUAUUUAAAAAUUUGAUGUAACUCUUAUUUAACUGUCAAAAGUUUUCAGAUCACCAAGUAAAAUAAUUUUAAUGAAUACAGUGGCAGGAAAAAAAUUGUGAACCCUUUGAAAAUAUCUGGAUUUCUGCACUGAUUAGUCAUCAAAUGAGGUCUGGUCUUAAUUUAAUUUACAGUUGUAGACGAACACAAUCUGUC